CCACAAAUUAUCAAACAUCAACGGGGUAGACGUACGCUCGCGCGUGGACCUUUCCUUCUUCGCGAUUUUCUCUCCUAUCACCUCAAAAUCGUCCUCUCGCCUGCUAACGACGCUCGAAAUGCCGUUCCGCACGGCCAUGUUUGCCGUGAGAAACGUUUCACCGACUAAAUCUAUCGUCUACCAUGCCAUCGUAUUUGAGAUACGUUUUCUUCGACGUCUCCUUCGACCUCCUUAGAAAAAUCAACUCUACCAAUGUCCGGAUCACGCCCCCGAGUUUAGUGCUUUUCGAAAUAAGUUUAACUACGAGGUAGACUCUUCCUUUACGAUUAUUUGCGAUAGCAUCGGUGAAAACGCCAAGACUCGUGCAAGGUCUUUCGAGUAACAUACACGACGACGUAGCCCUCGAUUACCGUCUGCCCUCGAGUAUUUCUCUCUCUUUUUCUCUUUCACGUACGACACACACACACACACACACACACAGAGACUCACGCGUUCUCUUUCGCUCGCUCGUUAACUCCCUCACUCUUGCAUUCUAUUGCGCUCUUUCUCUCCUUCUUCGUAGCUACCUCCUCUUCCUUUCUCUCUCUCUCUCUCUCUCCAACUCUCUCUUUCUCUCCAUCUCUCUCUCUUUCUUUUUCUCUCUUCUGUACCAUGCACCUCGUGCCUAUCUCUCAACCCGCACGUGGGUUCAAUCUGGACUGCAUACAUGUACGCCACGUUGGCGUUUCAAAACAUCGCUAAUGAUGAUAAUGAUUAAUAGCAUCAAUUAAUGAUAUAUUUCAACUAUGAUUUUCCCAAAUGAGAAACUACAAGAGGGAGCGAAUAAAAUGUACUUUCUUUUAAUGAAAAUUCGCAAUGGAGCAACUAGGAGAAGGACAAGCGGUUGUUGUUGGGAGCACUGGUGGAACGGUACAAGUUGUUCAAAUGGGACAAGGAGGCCAAGCUAUGAUGUUACCUCAAGCUAUACAAGCUAUACAAGCUCCUAAUGGACAGAUUCAAGUUGUUCCAGUUUCAAGUCUCACUAACACAGGUCAACAAAUUGUUAUACAACAACCACAAACGCCUCAAAUUAUUCAAACUCCUGAUGGGCAGACUUAUAUUUAUCAACCCGUUCAAAUAGAAGGCCAAGUUCAACAGGCUCAACCUACUGUCAUAAACAUCAAUGGAAAUCUUAUGCAAAUAGCUGGCACUACUUCACAAACUACAACUACAGCUGCGACAACAGCACCUGUUCAACCAUUAGCCAGCCCUACAGCAACAGCAUCGCAAGCAGGAAAUGUUGUUAUGAUGGUACCAGGAAAUAGUGGACAAACUCAAUUUCAAAGAGUAGCAUUACCAAAUGCAGAAUUCCUGGAAGAAGAACCUUUAUACGUGAAUGCUAAACAAUACAGACGUAUAUUAAAAAGACGUCAGGCACGAGCCAAAUUAGAAGCAGAAGGAAAAAUUCCAAAAGAAAGACCAAAAUAUCUCCAUGAGUCUCGUCAUCAACAUGCAAUGAAAAGAAUUCGUGGAGAAGGUGGUCGUUUUCAUUCGGGUCAAGUGAAGAAACGGAAGUAAGUGCUUGUGCAUCGUAAAUUUGAACUUACAUCUCUCUUCUAUGAAAUAUAUAGUGUCGGAUUAUGCAUACAAGAGAGUAAUGGUUCCGGUAAAGUGAAUGUAAAAUUGCAUUGCAAAUUAUCUAGUUGAAUCAACACCAAAUUCUGUUGGUUACUAGAAUAAUAGAAGGUUGUAAAAUAUUAUGGUAAAAAACUUGAUAAUUCAAAACUAGUGUCAUCGGAGUAUAAACUAUAGAAACGUGCAUUCUCCUUGUAUACAUUUCAAUAUCAAAUGUGAAAUUAAUGAAGAAAAUACUAUUUGGAGUAUUGUGCGUGUGUAUAAAAAGUUCGAAGAGA
This is a messenger RNA of Polistes canadensis, 1892 nucleotides long. It is a transcript of the gene Nf-YA, whose product is annotated as nuclear transcription factor Y subunit alpha. Gene Ontology annotation, biological process: regulation of transcription by RNA polymerase II. Gene Ontology annotation, cellular component: CCAAT-binding factor complex. Lineage: Eukaryota; Metazoa; Arthropoda; Insecta; Hymenoptera; Vespidae. The transcript is spliced from 5 exons. The record is from RefSeq and is a predicted model, not a curated record. Gene Ontology annotation, molecular function: RNA polymerase II cis-regulatory region sequence-specific DNA binding; DNA-binding transcription factor activity, RNA polymerase II-specific. The coding region runs from base 856 to 1557 and encodes 233 amino acids.